AUGCAUCCCCAUCCCCAUCGCAGCGGCAGCCAUGGGUCGGACAAGUCGGGAGCCAGCCGCAGCAAUCACCGCGACGUCGAGGCGCAGCGCUUCUCCUACACCGACGACCGCAAGCUGGGAAUCUGUAGCGUCGCCUUUCUCAUCAUCAACAGCAUGAUUGGCACCGGCAUCUUCUCCGCUCCCGCCGACGUCUUCCGCGCCACCGGCUCCGUCGGCCUCUCCCUCCUCCUCUGGCUCCUCGGCGGCCUCCUCGCCUUCUGCGGCCUCUCGCUCUACCUCGAGUUCGGCCUCGCCCAGCCCAACCGCUCCGGCGGCGAGAAGAACUACCUCGACCGCGCCUACCCGCGCCCGCGCCACCUCGCCGUCUGCGUGCUCGCCGCCCAGAUGGUCCUCCUCGGCGUGUCCUCGGCCAACGCCGUCGCUUUCGGGCAGCUCCUCGUCGACGCCUGCGGCUCCUCCUCCUCCUCCUCCUCCUCCUCCUCCUCCUCGGGAAUCGCGAAGGAGACGUGGGCGGCGCGCGGCAUCGGCGCCGCCUGCGCGACCCUGGCCGUCGCUCUGCACGCGGCGCUCCCGCAGUGGGGGGUGCGCCUGAUGAACGUGGCCGGCCUGUUCAAGAUGGUCGUCAUGCUGGUCGUCGCCUUUGCCGGCUUCGCUGCCCUCGCCGGCCUGCGCGGCACCGACGACGACCCGCACAACUUUGACCGCCCCUUCUCCAACACCCCCGCCGGGGGUGCAAGCUUCUCCGCAUACCUCGGCGCCAUCGUCAGCAUCACGUACAGCUUCGCGGGGUGGGAGAACGCCAACUACGUGCUGGCCGAGGUCCGCGCGCCGCGACGCACGCUGGCCAUCGCGGCGCCGCUGGCGGUCGGCCUGGUCGCGGUGCUGUACGUGCUGGCCAACGUGGCGUACUUUGCGGCGGUGCCGGCGCGCGAGCUGGCGGGCUCGGAGGCGCUGGUGGCGGCGCUCUUCUUCAAGACCAUGUUCGGCGAGGCGGCGGCGGCGAAGACGCUGCCGGUGUUCGUGGCGGUGAGUAGCCUGGGCAGCGUACUCGCGACGAGCUUUGCGCACUCGCGGCUCAACCAGGAGCUGGCAAAGGAGAGGAUCCUGCCGCUCGGCAGGUUCUGGGCCUCGAACCGGCCCUUUAACGCCCCCGCGGCGUCACUCCUGCUUCACUGGAUAGUAACCAUGGUUGUGCUCUUUGCACCGCCCCUGGGUGAAUCGUACGAUGCCCUCAUAGAACUGUAG
Molecule: messenger RNA, 1245 nt
Organism: Cordyceps fumosorosea ARSEF 2679
Lineage: Eukaryota; Fungi; Ascomycota; Sordariomycetes; Hypocreales; Cordycipitaceae
Product: Amino acid/polyamine transporter I
Exons: 2
Coding region: 1-1245 (414 amino acids)
Biological process (GO): amino acid transmembrane transport
Cellular component (GO): membrane
Molecular function (GO): L-amino acid transmembrane transporter activity
Source: RefSeq, a predicted model, not a curated record